This is a messenger RNA of Morchella importuna, 234 nucleotides long. RefSeq lists its product as uncharacterized. The transcript is spliced from 3 exons. The record is from RefSeq and is a predicted model, not a curated record. The coding region runs from base 1 to 234 and encodes 77 amino acids. Lineage: Eukaryota; Fungi; Ascomycota; Pezizomycetes; Pezizales; Morchellaceae.
AUGGUCAAUCGAGAUAUCGCAGGAAACACCUGCUUUGCCCCGCGUUUAACUGAGAGUCUAACCUUGUUACAUGCUACGGUUGGCUACCAGGAACUCUUGAAUAGCUAUUACUGCAGUAGCUUUUUGCCUCUCGGUGCCGAGGAGCCUCAAAGUCCCGACGUAACGAGACCCACAUACAACACUGGAAAGAAACCCCUCCCUCUAUCUCCCUCCCUCUUCCCCCGCAACCUCUAA